Messenger RNA from Parathielavia appendiculata, 429 nucleotides. RefSeq lists its product as uncharacterized. The coding region runs from base 159 to 392 and encodes 77 amino acids. The transcript has a single exon. NCBI's taxonomy places the organism in Eukaryota, Fungi, Ascomycota, Sordariomycetes, Sordariales, Chaetomiaceae. The record is from RefSeq and is a predicted model, not a curated record.
GAAGUAGUCGGCUGUUUCUCCCUAUCACCCUCCGUUAUUUGACCGCCAUCUUGUUUCUCAGGCUUCAUGUUGUCAUGAGGGAUAUUGAGUGGAUGAUCCUGCGGGGUUCGCCAUCUUCCUGCUAACAUACCGUAAAAUAACGUUGACUGGGCCAUUCGAUGCUCGGAGGCUUGCCCCACGUCACAAGUGUUUGGUUGACUGUGCUUACUGUUAGGGGUGAGGACAGAGAGUGUGACUGGUUGGGAGUCCUAGGACCUGUGCAGUCUCCCACCUUGGGACCAUGCACUAAGACUUCCAAUGAUGGGGAGAGCCCAGGGAGAGUCCCCAAAAUCCAAGGACAGUUCCCUAUUACAGGGGACCCACCACAAAGACUUUCACACUCUGCCCCAUAGACACCAGGCCUCUCACAGCCUCCCACCUCGCCGCAUU